Messenger RNA from Triplophysa dalaica, 6373 nucleotides. RefSeq names its product zinc finger, SWIM-type containing 5 (gene zswim5). The transcript is spliced from 14 exons. Gene Ontology annotation, cellular component: Cul2-RING ubiquitin ligase complex. The coding region runs from base 323 to 3778 and encodes 1151 amino acids. The record is from RefSeq and is a predicted model, not a curated record. NCBI's taxonomy places the organism in Eukaryota, Metazoa, Chordata, Actinopteri, Cypriniformes, Nemacheilidae.
CCUGCAUUGUUAACACAAACAUUUAUACACAAAAUAUUGCUGCAAACAAAUGACUCCUAUGUGUUCGAGGGCUGUAAAUAACAAAAAGAUUGUGAUGUAUAUUCCUACGAGACAAUCACUUUGUCCAACGCCGUGGUUGUCAAUUCAAAACACACAUGCGCAUCGCCUCGCUCGAGCGCUUCCUCGCUAUUGGCUCGAGCGCGUUUGUUAUUGGUAGUGACGUAUGAGACUCCGUUCUCACCCAUGACCCUCCCGCUGCGCGUUGCCUCAGUCUGUUCGCUUCUAGAGCCGCGGUCCUCGCUUUAGUGUUUAUUUGGUUGUCAUGGCGGAGGGACGUGGAGAACUAUUGCCUCACCCGCCGCUUCAACUCUCCUUACCCCCGGCCAGCAAGCGUCCGUGUUUGCGUCCCGCUCCUCGAGGACCGGGUCCGGGGCCUGGACCGGGAUUUCCGAACUCUCGCUUUCGUUGCCCGGAAUCUCUACUGGACUGCGCUGCUAAGGCCGUAGCGGAGAAAUGGGCCUUCGAGAGGGUGGAGGAGCGCUUCGAGCGGAUUCCCGAGCCAGUUCAACGUCGUAUCGUUUAUUGGUCUUUCCCGAGGAACGAAAGGGAAAUAUGUAUGUAUUCGUCGUUUCAGUGCCGAGUGGCAGGCGAAGAGAGUCCCGUAGUGGGCUCGAGCUCGACCGUUGGAGCCAGUUCAGUCCCUGGAGGAGUUACGAACACAACCGGCAGCGCUGGGACUGGGGCUACCGGAGAUGGACUGCCUUUCCGCCGGGGAAUCCGGCUUUUGGAAACCGGUUGUGUGGACAAUGUCUUGCAAGUCGGUUUUCACCUCAGUGGCACAGUCACGGAGCCGGCCACGCAAUCUGACCCGGAGACCACGCACAAGGUGGCCAUCAGCUUCGACCGUUGUAAGAUCACCUCAGUAACAUGCGGAUGCGGCAACCGCGACAUCUUCUAUUGCGCGCACGUGGUGGCGCUGUCCUUAUACCGCAUCCGCAAACCCGAACAAGUCAAACUGCGGCUGCCCAUCUCAGAGACACUCUUCCAGAUGAACAGAGACCAGCUGCAGAAGCUGGUGCAGUAUCUUAUCACGGCCCACCACACGGAAGUGCUGCCCACCGCCCAAAAACUGGCUGACGAGAUCCUGUCCUCCAACUCUGAGAUCAACCAAGUACACGGAGCCCCUGAUCCCACAGCAGGGGCCAGUAUUGAUGAUGAGAACUGCUGGCACCUGGAUGAGGAGCAAGUGAGGGAACAGGUCAAGCAGUUUCUCUCUCAGGGAGGAUACUAUGGCUCAGGCAAGCAGCUAAACUCCAUGUUUGCCAAGGUAAGGGAGAUGCUGCGGAUGCGAGAUUCUAAUGGGGCACGGAUGCUCACUCUUAUCACAGAGCAGUUUAUGGCUGACCCACGAUUGUCACUAUGGCGACAGCAAGGCACAGGCAUGACCGAUAAAUGCCGACAACUGUGGGACGAGCUUGGUGCGCUGUGGGUGUGUAUUGUGCUGAACCCACACUGUAAGAGCGAAGAGAAGAACGCCUGGCUGAGACAGCUGAAGAAGUGGGGAGACAUGGACAUCUGCCCUCUAGAGGAUGGCAAUUACGGCAGCGAGCUGCCCAACAUCACCAAUGCCCUGCCACAGAGCAACCUGGCUCAGGACUCACUGGCCCGGCCUAGAAGAACAGUGUUCACGAGAGCCAUGGAAGCUUGUGACCUGCACUGGCAGGACAGUCAUUUGCAAAGAAUCAUCAGCAGUGACUUCUAUAUGUCUCCAGCCUACCAGAGAGAGGGAGAGAGUCUGCUCUUCAACCCCCAGGGCCUGCCACUGUGGCUUGAUCAUGUGCCUACAGCAUGCGCCAGGGUUGAUGCCCUGCGUUCCCAUGGUUACCCCCGAGAAGCCUUGCGACUGGGUGUUGCCAUAAUCAAUACCCUGCGGCUUCAACAACAACGGCAUUUAGACAUUUACAAACAUCAGAAGAAAGAGCUGCUGCAGAGAGGAAUGACCAACACCACCAAUCUAGAGGGAUGGGUUGGCCACCCCCUCGACCCCAUUGGCUGCCUUUUCACCACCCUCACGGAGACGUGUCGAGUGGAGGAUGACAAUACCAUGGAUACCGGAGAUUCAGGUGAGCCCAAGCCUCCAGUGUACCAACAUGUGCCGGUGUGGGGAUGUCCAGACGGAGGGGAGUCGUACCUGGCGCUGGCGCUAGAGGUUGCACUGAUGGGCAUGGGGCAGCAACGGCUGAUGCCCGAGGGGCUCUACGCCCAGGAGAAGGUGUGCCGCAAUGAGGAGCAAAUCGUGGCCAAGCUUCAGGAGAUGGAGCUGGAUGAUGUAUUAGUGGAGACGCUCCGCAAACAAGCUGUCCUCCUUUUAGAAGGUGGUCCCUUCAGUGGUCUUGGUGAGGUCAUUCACAGGGAAAGCGUUCCCAUGCAUACGUUUGCCAAGUACCUGUUCACAGCUCUGCUGCCACACGACACUGACCUGGCGUACAAAAUGGGCCUUCGCGCUAUGAGGCUUCCAGUGCUCGAGUCCACAGCUCCCUCGGGUGACAUAGGGCACACACACCACGGCAUCUCCAUAGUGCCCAGCAGAUACCCACGCUGGUUCACGCUGGGCCACUUGGAAUCUCAGCAAUGCGAGCUGGCCUCCACCAUGCUUUCUGCUGCUAAGGGUGACAUGUUGAGAUUGCGGACUGUUUUGGAGGCCAUUCAGAAGCACAUCCACUCUUCGUCCCUCAUCUUUAAACUGGCCCAAGAUGCUUUCAAGAUAGCCACCCCCGCAGAUAACCCUCCAGACAUCACGCUGCUCAAUGUAGCAUUGGAGCUUGGCCUACAGGUUAUGAGAAUGACUCUUUCUACACUUAAUUGGAGGCGAAGGGAAAUGGUUCGCUGGCUAGUCACGUGUGCUACUGAAGUCGGUCUAAGAGCGUUGGUCAGUAUAUUACAGAGUUGGUAUACUCUAUUCACCCCCACCGAGGCCACCAGUAUAGUGGCAGCCACCGUGAUGUCCCACAACACCAUCCUACGCCUGAGCCUGGACUACCCGCAGCGGGAGGAGCUCGCCAGCUGCGCACGCACCCUGGCCCUGCAGUGUGCCAUGAAGGACCCCCAAAACUGCGCCUUGUCCGCCCUCACCCUCUGCGAAAAGGACCACAUCGCCUUCGAGACGGCAUAUCAGAUAGUCAUCGAUGCCGCAUCCACGGGCAUGACCUACUCUCAGCUCUUCACCAUCGCCCGCUACAUGGAGCACCGCGGGUACCCCCUUCGAGCCUUCAAACUGGCGUCUCUCGCCAUGACCCACUUGAACCUGGCCUACAACCAAGACACGCACCCGGCCAUCAAUGACGUGCUUUGGGCGUGCGCUCUCAGCCACUCGCUGGGUAAGAACGAGCUGGCCACCAUUAUUCCACUGGUGGUCAAGAGCGUUCACUGUGCUACAGUGCUUUCGGACAUUCUUCGGCGCUGUACCAUGACGGCCCCCGGGCUGGCCGGCAUCCCUGGCAGGCGUAACUCGGGCAAGCUCAUGAGCACUGACAAAGCGCCGUUGAGACAGCUACUGGAUGCCACGAUCAGCGCCUACAUCAACACUACCCACUCACGGCUCACACACAUCAGCCCGCGCCAUUAUGGAGAGUUCAUCGAGUUCCUUAGUAAAGCACGUGAGACCUUCCUAUUGGCCCAAGAUGGCCACAUUCAGUUUGCCCAGUUUAUAGAUAACCUGAAACAGAUCUAUAAAGGCAAAAAGAAACUCAUGAUGUUGGUACGGGAACGUUUCGGUUGAACCUCACCUGACAACAGGGGACUAAAUCUUCUUUCAUUCUUCAUUUAUUUAAGGCAUUAUUUUAUUUUACUUUUUUGGUGAAUUUCAACAUUCUAUUUGUUUGUUUUUGAUCUGUCUCGGUUUUUUAUAUUGUGAACAAGUCCUGUUCACUAAGUUAUUCCACCAGGUCCAACUUGUGGAGGGGAGAACAAGUGGCUGUGUUUUUGUUUUAUUUUGGCUUGUUCUUAAUUUAGUUUAAUCAAACUAUUGUUGUUAAAGUGUAACCGUGGCACAUAAAGAGAAACCAAAUUUUGUUAGUUUUGAAAAGGGGCUGGAACAUUCGAAACAAACGGUCAUUCCUAAAACACUCGCACACAGUGUUACUAUCAUACCUUGAUCGUAUUUUCAGGAUCAGCUUUAACUGUUUGGAAAGGGCCUGAUAUUAAGAGUGAACCGUGGAGGAGUGAAACGGCCAAUACUUCACCUCAAACAAACAUGAGUCUGCCGACGCUCCAAAACAUGAGUCAAACAUCAAAACCAAUGUCAUGAGUUCCUCCCUUUUCUGCAGUGUUUAUUACUAUCGGCUCAUCUUUUAUCUCUAUUCAGUGCAAAUACUUGCGAGGAACGCAGAGAUGACAAAAAAAUACAUGAGGAUACCUGUGUGCUAAAUCCUUGUGAAGGUCACAUCUGAUGCCGUUUCUUGAUGUUCGCUGAAUUUGAACAAAACAGAGAUAUAUAUUUGCCCGUCAAUGUCUAACAUUAUCAGCCAUAUGUUUCUCUGUUACCUCUCAGUGAAAAAUGGAAACAAAAAGACUUGUGUGAGCUUGAGUAGCAGUAAUAAUAUAUGUAAUAGCACUUCAUUAAAUUCCAUCCCCUUCACGACACGUUCGGAUCAGCAGUUAUCUACUGGGUUAACUCUAUAGACUGAAUGGUUUGACAAAACGAAUAUAUUGACAAACAACAUCAAAUUACUUUGCAUUAAACUGUACCAUAAUAUCUUCCACAUUCCAUGACCUCCACCCUCCACAAGUGCCCCAGUGGAUCCGAACACUUAGAAUGCACUCUGCGGCUUCCAUCUGAAGGAAAAAAAGAGUAGAGAGUACACGAGAAAAGAGAUGCUCAACUCCGUUCUCAGGGAAUCACUUAAAGAAACAAAACAGAAAAAAGUAGUAGCAUAAGCAUUUAAGAUAUUGUAAAUAUGAAAGUGUCAAUUCAAAAAAAUUGUAAAGUUAUAAUUAUUUAUGAUAAUUGUAUGUUUUUCUUUUCGCAUACUUGAAUUUGUUGGGCUGGGAAUGUGACAACCGUAAGAGGAAAGACUUCAGAAACAUUUCUCAGGUGCUCCUGUGUACAUUUCUGAUUUACAGUUUUAUUUGUAACCUCUAUUUUUAUUUUUCGAAAAAACUUUUUUGCAAGAGGAAGCAUUUGAAGAUUGAAAUAAAAGGAGGGGACAAACGUUUAUAAACAGACUAUGCAGAACCACUUUACCAUUUGCCCUCCCGAUCUUCCUCCCUCUUUUCUCUUUGGGAUUAUUUCUUGUUUGGCUCGGGGGUGGGGAGUUUAUAUCUGUAAGUAAUCUGCACGAGCUGCGAGUUUGGAUGGACUUUGCCUUUGAUCUACGUACAACUCUUUACUUUGAAGCCUUAUAGUGUUCUCUGAAAGCACUGCCUGUGUUUCAGGACAUUGAGUUGCCAAUGUCGAUGGAGUACAGCACAGGAAAAAUGGACCUUCACCUUUAACUGGCCCAAGCGAGGAUGGAGGACAUAGGCUACUAUUCUCCUUUAGGGUGUGAUAUCUUGCAUUGGGGUUUAUUAUGGGCAAUAAGGUCAGUCUGUUAAGAGUUUGUGAAAUGCCAUUGCCUAAAUAAGACUUUGAGAGGCGCUUAUGAAUCGCUCAACUCUAAGGUUGAUGGCUAGGGUUGGUAACUUUUGUUUAAACGGUUUCCAUUUUUGGUUCGAAGCGUUCGUCUCUGUUCACGUUAGUUGCCUCAACAUUGGCAUACUCGAACCGCACAUUAUGCAGCCUGCUCAGUCAGGGAUCUGAAUAGACCCCAGAGAAAGUUCACAGUUCAGAGGUUUUUUUUUUAAGCACACCCACAGAAUGGUCAUAGUGCUGCCUGUUCCUUUACAAAAGUUAUAAAAUGUAAAAAAAAAACUAAGAAAAAGACAAAGGAAAAAAAGUCAAGCAUUUUUUGUAGCUAUAUAGUUGGUCCAAUGGCAUUGCAAAAAGAGAAUAACCUCCUCUGGCUUUUGAUUUCUCUCUUCCAUACUCUUAAGUGUCUGUAUGUGUUAACUGUACCAGUGUUUUGAUCUGUCCCUAGAGUUUAGAAGGAAAAAAUAAUCGCUGGUAGAGAUUGUUCACUAGUUCAUCUACUGUUUGAUUUUCGUUUCGUUUUAAUUUAAGGGAAAGUGUUUGUCGCCUCUUUGUGCUACUGAAUUAUAAAAGGUAUCCAGUAUUUGUUGCCACAAAAGUAUAGUUCAUCAACACUUUUUGUUUGUGCAACCUCUUGAGCUAAUGUCUAUAAACAAAAAUUUAUUACUAUUUAUGUAAUGCUACUACCAUUUUAUAUGAUUUGUGUUGAAUUUCAGUGCUUUUCUAUGAAUAAAGUGUGAAACACGU